AGAUUUGUAUUUAUCAAUUACCCUCUUCAAAUUAAUUUCAUUUUAAUUUUGCCAGUCGGAAAUUUAAUUAAAAUAUUCAAUAUGUUCUUGCAAAAAUAGUAAGCUAAGUGGUACACGAAAGAUGGAUGUGGUUACCUUCGGCAUCAUAGUAGCCGUAAUCCUGGUUUUUUUAGUCAUUGUUUGUUUCAUAACCAUUGAAGGCACUUGCAAACGCCGUUCUUAGUUUGGUUUCCCCCCCCCCCCCCCCUUUCUUGCUGUUUUCAAUUUUUCUCUUUCGCUUCCCCAUCAAAACUCUUUGUCAUUUGCUUUCAAUUUCACAUCAAGCCAAUAAAAAGGGGAUUUUUCUUUUUUGUUUUAUUUGGAAGGAAAGAAAAUGGUGUUCGAGAAAACACCGAUCUUUUUUAUGGUGGUUUUGGUUUUGGUGAGUUUGGAUCUGUGUUUCGGGAGUGAGCUCGGUAUGUCGCCGGCGCAUGGUGACCAUGGGCAUCAUCAUCAUUGUGAUCAUGGACAUGGGCAUGACCAUCAUCAUCACCACCGCCAUGUGGAGGAGCAGGAGAAGAAGAAGAUAAUGUUGCCGGAGGAGUUGGCUGAGGAGGAAGAUAUGAAAAUUUACGGAUUUGGGCCCUAUCUAGAUGAUCACGAUCACGAUCACGAUCAUCAUCAUCAAAACCUCUCCAGUUUAGGCCUUUGGUUACGCGCAUUGGGCUGUUCACUCUUAGUAAGCUUGGCUUCUCUUGUUUGCCUGAUUAUUUUACCCGUGAUAUUUAUACAAGGAAAACCUUCCAAGGCAGUUGUUGAUUCAUUGGCUUUAUUUGGGGCAGGAGCUAUGUUGGGAGAUGCUUUUCUGCACCAGUUGCCGCAUUCUUUUGGCGGUGCACACUCCCACUCACAGGAUGAUCACGGGGAUCAUGCACAUCAUACUCAUACUGGGCAUGAUAAUACGCAUGCACACUCUUUAAAGGAUCUUUCUGUGGGCUUGUCCGUUCUUGCUGGGAUAGUACUAUUUCUUAUUGUCGAAAAGUUGGUCAGAUAUGUUGAAGAAAGCUCUGGAGGGGCUAGUAGAUGGAGCCAUGGUCAUCACCACCAUCAUCACAAAAGCAAUAAAAAUUUGAAAAAAAAGGAUGAAGAUGCUGCGCACAGAAACAGUUUGCAACCAGUAGGUGACACACCGUACGACUCUUUGAAUGCAGAUAAUGCAUCUCAGCCUGAAAUCAGUAAGAUAAAGAGUUCUGCUGGUACCAAUGAUGGUAAAUCAGAUAUCGGUUUUGCAGAUGGCUCUGCAAAUAGUGUUAAAACCUCGGCCCUAAAGGAAACUUCUCAUUCACAAUCGAACUUGGUGUUUGGCUAUCUUAAUCUCUUCUCUGAUGGUGUUCACAAUUUUACUGAUGGGAUGGCUUUGGGAAGUGCAUUUUUGCUUCAUGGAUCUGUUGGUGGGUGGUCCAGAACUUUAUUUUUGCUUGCACACGAGCUUCCCCAAGAGGUUGGUGAUUUCGGUAUACUGGUAAGAUCUGGGUUCAGUGUUUCCAAAGCCCUGUUCUUCAACUUCCUUUCAGCACUGGUGGCUCUAGCAGGAACUGCAAUGGCUUUGCUUUGGGGACAAGAUCCUGGACAGUCAUCUUUGAUUGAGGGGUUUACAGCUGGUGGAUUUAUAUACAUUGCUGUUGCUGGAGUGCUUGCAGAAAUGAAUAACAAUGGCAAAACAACAUUGAAAAAUACUGCAGUGCAGUUACUAUCACUAGCAUCUGGCAUGGCUGUUGCCCUUUGUAUUUCACUUGUAGAAUAAAUAAAAAUCCAUUCAAGAUGAGUUUUGUCCAAACGAACUCAAAGCUCCUACAAGGACUAAGUCACUGCUUUCUUUGGAUUUCGGGCUCCUGCUCGGUUUCAAGGUAAGCUACCCUCUGUUUAGAUCUCAGAAAUCAGGGAGAGAAGGAUAAAAGCUUAUAAGCUUACCCCUUAAUUUUUAGGACAAAUUCCUCGCUCUCCUUUACCCACAGGUGAAAACUACAUCUCUGGUAUAUUCCCUUUUGGUAACCUGUAACAUUAUAUUGCCUGAAAAAGGUUAAACAGAUAUGUUUUCUUUUUUUGGUGGAAAUGCUUUUUGUCAAAGAUUAACUGGAUUGCCCCAUGCUGUCUUGUUACUUGAAUUUGGGUACGAGUGUUAGAUUCUGGCGCAAGUAUAUAUUUAAUCUUUUUGAA
This is a messenger RNA of Gossypium raimondii (Peruvian cotton), 2196 nucleotides long. Its product is annotated as IAA-alanine resistance protein 1. Bases 374 to 1783 code for a protein of 469 amino acids. Gene Ontology annotation, biological process: zinc ion transmembrane transport; intracellular zinc ion homeostasis. Gene Ontology annotation, molecular function: zinc ion transmembrane transporter activity. Gene Ontology annotation, cellular component: membrane. Lineage: Eukaryota; Viridiplantae; Streptophyta; Magnoliopsida; Malvales; Malvaceae. The record is from RefSeq and is a predicted model, not a curated record. The transcript has 11 exons.